AUGUCCCAACCAAAACCCUUCCCUCCAACCCGAUGGCUGGCCAUCCUCCUCCUAUUCAUCCUAUUCUCAAUACAAACCGCCAACGCCGAAGAAGAAACAGUUUGGGUAACAGUUCGAGCAACAAAAACAGCACACGCAACCCCAACAGCACCAACACCAGCAUCCUACACAUCCCUCAGCAAAUUCAAGGACGCAGUGCUAGAAACGACAAAUGAGUACCGUGCCUCGCACGAUGCAAAUCCACUCCAGUGGAAUGAUACUCUCGCCGAGUAUUCAAAGAACUGGGCAGAUGCUUGUGUAUGGAAGCAUUCGGAUGGCCCAUACGGCGAGAAUCUAGCCUACGGCUAUGGAAAUGCCUCCGCAGCAGUCAUUGCCUGGGGCGACGAGGGCGCCAUGUACAACUUCGGCAAACCAACCGGGUUCACAGAGGAGACCGGACAUUUCACGCAGCUUGUGUGGAAGGCGACGACGCAAGUAGGGUGUGCGGCUGUGAACUGUGGGUAUACGCAUGACAACGACAAGCGAGAUGAUGGGGCCGAUGGCAAUGGGAGUGAGGCUGGAGAGUGGGAUUCGAACGACAUACUUGGGGUGAAUAUGGCUGCGCGAGGUGAAAAGGAAAGCCCGCGCGCUCAAGGGUGGUAUGUUGUUUGCGAGUAUACGCCUGCGGGCAAUGUGGUUGGGGAGCAUGAUUCGUAUUUCAAGAAGAACGUUAUGCCGCCGAUGAGGGAUGGGCCUGCUUCUACCUCUACUUCUACGUCGGCUUCUUCCACGACAACUAGUGCUGCCGAUACGUCUCCGUCGCAGAAUGCGGCUACUUCUACUACUGGGGGUAGUCAGGGUCAGCCCACUGGUGGAGCGAUCCGGUUCGGACUUGACUCGAAGCUGGGGAUGACGCUUGUUGCUCUGGGGACGGUGGGGAUUGGGAUGGGGCUUUAUACAUGA
Penicillium nucicola is the source of this 942-nucleotide messenger RNA. RefSeq names its product putative extracellular SCP domain protein Pry1. Gene Ontology annotation, cellular component: extracellular region. The transcript is spliced from 2 exons. NCBI's taxonomy places the organism in Eukaryota, Fungi, Ascomycota, Eurotiomycetes, Eurotiales, Aspergillaceae. The record is from RefSeq and is a predicted model, not a curated record. Bases 1 to 942 code for a protein of 313 amino acids.